AUGCCUGGAAAUCAAGCGUCUGCCGUGCCGCAGGGAGAUCGUCAGAGGAGAGCGAGGCCGGAGUCUGAGGAUGUCACGGAUCAACCCGCUGCGACACGAAUAAGAGUGGAGGAGGCGCGGCGACCACAGUGGACCAUUAGCAGCACCGUAGAGGACAUCCUGCUGGAGGGAAGCACUAACAGGACCGAAAUGAAGCUGAACGAUUUCCUCCGGAGCAACUUGGGCGAGGAGUGGGUUGUGGAAAGAAAUGGGAACGUCACGAUGGGGAAUUUUGUUCAGAAUCCCGAGACGUUUAUCAAAAAGAAAGGGUUAUUACACACAAUAAAGGCAUCGCCGUCAUACAGAGAGCUGGAGGCUAUUAAUAAGCUUCAUCACGAGGGUGUGCUCUCUCUCGAGCAAUGGAGGGACUAUGAAGGAAAGGAUACGGUCACUCCACUUGCAAGGAGAAAUCUAAACAGAGUACUCACUCAAUUACUGAGAGAAGAAAGCCGUGAGGCGGAAGAAAGGGCAGUGCGUGAGGAACAUGUAGGAUUUGCCCUAACUACUACGAUCAGGGAUGUGCUAUUUAGAGGGAGAGUUCGCGUCAUGGACGUAAAGCUGAAUGAUUUUCUUAUGAUGGAAUUGGAAGGCAGAGGCAUUUUGCGCGCCAAUCGGAAUGUCUUACUGAGGGUUUUUUUCAGUGAUCCCACGAGUCAUAUCCGCGAUGCGGGAGUAUUGAACGAAAUACGGGCAUCAGGUGCUUAUGCGGAGAUGGAGAUGGCUGUACGGGAGGAAAUGGGUUUGGAAGAAGUUGCACGCAGGCUUAGCGAGAAUGGUGUCAACAGUCUAGCAGCGUGGUCAUUAGCUGCUGAGGAGGUAAAAGCAUGUGUUCGCGACGACACUAAAAUCUCAUUGAAUGCAGCCCUUGAGGAGGUGAGGAACCCAACGACGUCGAGCGCACCGAUAUACCUGGAGGGAGAGUACGAGUCUGUGUACAAUGCGAGGUGGCAUCAUGUCGUGGAAGUUCCUGACGGCGGGGGGACGGUAAUGAAGGUGAAGGAGGGGAAACCAGAACAGCAAUGGACUUACAAGGCAGCUGGCAGAACUUUCGAAAAGGAUGACGGUGCGCAGCAAUCCGGUGCACCACGUCUCAGGCUGAUGGUGCUUAACUCGGACAAGGGAUGGCCGUACUCGUGGAAAUGGAAGGAGAAGGAAUCCAUUCAUGACUGCUAUGUGAACUGUGAGGUGGAGCGAGUGUGGCAGAUCGUCAAAAAGGAUCUAAGCGAAUUCCUCAGCCCUGACGAUGAGCCCGGCUUUGUGCCUGGGCGACGUGUGCUGAUUGGGACGCCCGGGAUCGGGAAGUCGAUGGCUGCCGGUUCGUACCUCCUUUACCAGCUGCUGCACUACGAUGCGGAGCAACUCCCAAUGGUUGCGUACUUUAUUGCGGAUCGAACUUUUCUGUUUGACAAGACCACCCGAGUGGCGUCAGUGUACAAGGGUGACGACAGUAUUUUCCGUAUUGUGAGCAGUUUCUCUGGGCGUGGGGUGAAAGGGGUAUGUCAUUUACGAU
Trypanosoma cruzi is the source of this 1549-nucleotide messenger RNA. RefSeq names its product retrotransposon hot spot (RHS) protein, putative. The record is from RefSeq and is a predicted model, not a curated record. The annotation marks the transcript as partial. Lineage: Eukaryota; Euglenozoa; Kinetoplastea; Trypanosomatida; Trypanosomatidae. The transcript has a single exon.